Messenger RNA from Cyclopterus lumpus (lumpfish), 804 nucleotides. RefSeq names its product ceramide synthase-like. Gene Ontology annotation, cellular component: membrane; endoplasmic reticulum. Gene Ontology annotation, molecular function: sphingosine N-acyltransferase activity. Gene Ontology annotation, biological process: lipid homeostasis; ceramide biosynthetic process. The coding region runs from base 1 to 804 and encodes 267 amino acids. The transcript has 6 exons. The record is from RefSeq and is a predicted model, not a curated record. Lineage: Eukaryota; Metazoa; Chordata; Actinopteri; Perciformes; Cyclopteridae.
AUGUUGGCCCUGAUGGCUGCCGGCUCCGUCUUCUUCCCCGGACUUUUCCUUUUAUCCAAACAGUCUCUGAAACACAUUAUGGGAUGGAGCGACGGGGACGCCGCCAUCGUGUCCACCAGGUUCGUGUCCUCCCUCCAGGCCGUCUUGGCCUCAUCAGCUGGUCUUGUGAUCUCUUCGUCCUGCAGCGACGUCCUGCAGGACCGACAUUGGCUGACCGACACCUACAUCCUGUUUGCCGCGCCGUACUUUGCCUUCGACAUCUACGCCAUGUUCCUGUGCUACUUGCACAAGUUGCAGGUCAAAGGUCACGAGGGACAGGAGGGCGGAGUCGGGUGGAAGCGAGCCGCGGUGGCCGGUUACCUGCGGCGAGAGAAGCUCCUGGUGCUGCACCACGUGUUCAUGGUGGCCUUCUGCUGCCCGGCCUCGCUGCUGUGGAGAAAGGGUAGCGGUGACUUCUUCCAGGGUUCCUUGUUUCUGGCUGAACUCAGCACUCCGUUUGUCUGUUUGUCAAAAGUUUUGAUUCAAUUCCAGAAGGAGCACACUCUGCUCCACAGGGUCAACGGUCUCCUCCUCCUGCUGACCUUCUUCUUCUGUCGUGUGCUGCUCUUCCCGUACUUGUACUUCUCCUACAGCAGGUCCUCCUCCGUCCCCCUGUACCGGGUGCCCCUGGUGGCCCCGUGGCAGUGCAUUCUGGGAGCCUCCCUGCUGUGGCCCCUUCAGCUCUACUGGUUCACGCUGAUCUGCAGAGGAGCUCUCCGCGCCACAGGGGGGCGGAGCCACCGGACUCCUCCCCCUCCGGAGUGA